Molecule: messenger RNA, 1482 nt
Organism: Diaporthe citri
Lineage: Eukaryota; Fungi; Ascomycota; Sordariomycetes; Diaporthales; Diaporthaceae
Exons: 4
Coding region: 1-1482 (493 amino acids)
Molecular function (GO): heme binding; monooxygenase activity; oxidoreductase activity, acting on paired donors, with incorporation or reduction of molecular oxygen
Source: RefSeq, a predicted model, not a curated record
AUGGCGGUGAUGCACUUGGUGGCCGAGAGCUUUCCAUCAGCCGGUUUCGUGAUCUUCGCCCUAGUGACGUUGGGUGCCUUCCUAUACACCAAGGUAUUCCUGGACCCCCUGGCUAAGGUCCCAGGGCCGUGGUAUUCAAAGUACACCGACGUCGUCUUGAAGCGCCUGUGGCUUGGCGGGAGCAAGACGCAGUACGUGCACGACUUGCACAAGAAAUAUGGUCCCGUCGUCCGCAUAAGCCCUCACGAGGUCGACGUGUUGGACGUCCCGGCUGCCAAGGAAAUACAUUCGGUCAAGGCGACAUAUGCAAAGGCACCAUGGUACAGGACAUUUGCCACCCCUGGCACCGAGAACGUGUUCAGCACUACUGAUAUCGAUUUCCACCGCCGCCACCGUCGACUGCUCCAGGGGCCGUUGUCUGAGACGAACCUGAAGGUAUUUCACCCGGUUGUCGAACAGCGGGUCGACCUGGCAAUUCAGAGGAUGAAAGAAGAAACGAAAACUCGAGGGGCCACAGACGUUCUCAAGUGGUUCUUGUUUCUGGCCACGGAUACCGUUGGGGAACUCACUUUUGGUGAAUCAUUUCGAACAUUAGAGUCUGGCGAGAAAAAUGAGUAUACCAAGAACCUGGAGACUCAUAUCAGAACCGGCGCCAAGAGAACCACGUUUCCCUUGAUAGCCAAGAUCGGGCUGUACAUCCCGAUCCCAGGCUUUCGGGACACCACCGACGUCGUCCGGAAGAACAUCCAGUUUGCCGAGGAUUCCUUGAAGCGAUACCAGAUCCUGGUAGAGAAAGACCCGGAGAACCCGCCCCCAACGCUCUUCACCAAGCUCUUCAAAGGCGAGGAGGACGACAUCCUGACCAUGAAGGAGAUCCGGGACGAGGCGAUGGUCUACAUCCUCGCCGGGAGCGACACCACCGCGCUGACGCUGACGUACCUCGUCUGGGCCGUGUGCCGCGACGCCGCCAUCCGCACGAGGCUCGUCGACGAGCUGGCGGGCCUCCACGGGAGCUUCGACGACGCGGAGCUCCGGCGGCUCCCGUACCUCAACCAGGUCAUCGACGAGGCGCUGCGGCUCUACGCCUCAGCCCCGGCAGGACUCCCCCGCGUGGUGCCCCCCGGGGGCGCAACGCUCGCCGGGUACUCGCUCCCUGCCGGCACGGUCGUGUCGACCCAGGCGUACAGCAUGCACCGGAUCGAGGAGAUAUUCCCCGACCCGGAGACUUUCAACCCGUCGCGGUGGGAGGGGGCCACGAAGGAUAUGCGGGAUGCGUCUAUGCCGUGGGGCGGUGGCUCGCGCAUAUGCCUCGGGAUCCACCUGGCCAGGCUGGAGCUGAGGCUCGCUGUCGCGCGGUUCUUCACCGAGUUCCCGGGGGCGAAGGUAUCCAGGCUCGACGGCAUGUGCGACGACGACAUGGAGCCUAAGAUCUUCUUCAUGAUGGCGCCCAAGAACAAGCGCUGUCUGAUCGAGUGCCGCUGA